This is a messenger RNA of Mugil cephalus (flathead mullet), 1069 nucleotides long. Its product is annotated as ladderlectin-like. The record is from RefSeq and is a predicted model, not a curated record. Lineage: Eukaryota; Metazoa; Chordata; Actinopteri; Mugiliformes; Mugilidae. The transcript has 10 exons. The coding region runs from base 178 to 798 and encodes 206 amino acids.
AAGACUUUCAUGGUCUGGUCAAAGGGCAUUAUUUACCUGUCUGGUGUAUUUAAAGGACGGAGCAGCCUCCUCAUUGACACUUCAUCAAACAGUUGACACUUGAACAUCUCGAUCUUGACUCCCAGACAUAAAGCAUCGCCACAAUUCUCCAUCCUCACCAUCAUCAUCAUCUUCAUCAUGAAGGCUCUCCUGAUUCUGUCUGUUAUUCUUGGUUGUGUUCUUGCGGCCACGGCUGCAGCAGUUGGAGCCGCUGAAGCUGUACCACAGGAGCUGCAGAAGGACAACCAACUGGUAGAAAAUGAAGCUGAAGUUUUCGUUCCUGAAGCGGUAGAAAGUGAAGCUGCAAGUUUCAUUCCUGAAGUUAAAGAAUCUGUGGAGGUUUCUGCUGGGGAGGAGGCCUCACCAGCCCAAGGACGGUUCUUCUCAUGUCCCUCUGGUUGGGUCAGAUACAAGGGCGACUGCUAUCAGUUUGUGGCCUCCAGCACAUCCUGGACCAGUGCUGUGGCCAACUGUGCCAGAUCCGGGUCCUCUUUGGCUUCAGCCCAUGACCUGUUUGAUUACAGUUUCCUGCAGGAUCUCACCACAAGAGCAGGAUAUACUACUGCCUGGAUGGGAGGAUUCUACUUCCAGACCUGGAGAUGGUUGGACCAGAGUCCCUUCAGCUACUCCAACUGGCAUUCACAAACCUCUGUCAGUUCUCGCCAGUGUAUCUACCUCAACGCCAGAGCUGGCUGGUCCAAUAAUGUGUGCACUGUUUCAUAUCCGUUCAUCUGCGUGAAGAAAACAGACUCCUGCUGAACCAUCAAACAUCAGGACUUCACAGUCUCUGGAAUACGAUGCUUGACAUUUUGAGUGUUUUAAACCAUGUUAAACCAUGUUUAGAUUUUAGGAGACGGGACGGGACUCUCCUCCCAGCAGUGUCUUUGAUUGAUGCUGUUUAUCUCCAACUAAGGUUGAACUAAGUUUUUGUUGAUAUUACUUUCCUCUGAAAUCAGACUUAUAAGGAAGGUGAAUGAAUUUUUUGAUACAUAUUUUACAGAAAUGAAAAUAAAAUACAUGUCAUACAAAA